AUGACGAAUGCCGCCGCUAUUCCUCCGCCGAGCGUGGCCAGCAUGAAAAAUACUUCUCAACUUGUGUGGACGGCACGAAGCGCGAUCGUUUGGCCUGGCUUAGAGACCUCCGGCAUACCACCAGAACCAUCAGAGUCACAGCAAACCGCAGCAACCAUAUCCCUGCUUUCCACCGGCCAGCUGCCUAUGGCCCCAUCCCUUGACUACUCACCAGACAUUGCACCCAAGGCGUUUGCAAUCAGCGGUGUCGCAUACCGACCGCCGGACUACGAGAUCCUCGCCUUGAUCUCUUUUAUCUCUUACAUGGAGCAAUCCAAUGACACUUCAUUUGCCCGUGAGUACUGGGGUGGAUGGAAGGCUGCCCCCAAUUGGUUUUCAGAGUAUCGCAGCGACUCUACUAGACUCAUUGACUUUUCACUAUUCGUCAAUGCCUUCCUGUGCCUCACUAUUGGGUCGGUGGUUAAGACCGCCUCUGUCGAUGCGUUUAAGGGUAUGGCCUCAGUUGUUUCAUCGGCUAAAAAGUGGGCUAUAAUCGCCAAAUCCCUCCAAGGAACCCUCAAUGCCGACUUGUGGAGUGAGGAAUAUGGCGUCUAUUUCAUCCAGAAGUCGCAACUCGGGAACUUCUCUCUUUUCGCUCUUGGCUUUGCCAUCACGUCCGGAUCAGCCAAUACCACUCAAAUCAACCGUACGUUGUCUAAAUUACCUUCCCUCAAGCGGGGACCAGAAUUUCGUGACUCAAGUCUGGUCGCCCCAUCAGAUUCGAGCGCGAACCUUUCACCCAACACAAACGGUGUCCUUCUCCCAGCCCUACCACAGCAAAAGCAGGCAGCUCCUGUCGCAGUCUUGCUGGACAACGUUUGGGGCGCAAUGGUCAGCAAUGACUCUACCAAAUCGGAUACUAGCUCAGAGUAUGGCGGAGCUGCGACAUAUGCACUUACGAACUACGUGGCUGGUAUUCGGCUGGUGACAUUUGAUUAUAAAUCGUGGGUUGUGGAUCCGGAUUACGCGGGAUUUGGAUUGGAUGAAGUGAGCGCCAUGGUCCCCACACCCCGUGGAGCUUUGAGCGUUACCUGGGCGGCGAAGAACAGUGUUGUCACAGUUACUAUCGGUGCUCCCGAGGGAACAACUAGAAAGAUGGUCUUGAGCAAGAACUGGGCGUUCCAGGGUGGAAUUAACCUGACUCAAUGA
Molecule: messenger RNA, 1188 nt
Organism: Penicillium malachiteum
Lineage: Eukaryota; Fungi; Ascomycota; Eurotiomycetes; Eurotiales; Aspergillaceae
Exons: 4
Coding region: 1-1188 (395 amino acids)
Biological process (GO): carbohydrate metabolic process
Source: RefSeq, a predicted model, not a curated record